Molecule: messenger RNA, 2266 nt
Organism: Aspergillus saccharolyticus JOP 1030-1
Lineage: Eukaryota; Fungi; Ascomycota; Eurotiomycetes; Eurotiales; Aspergillaceae
Product: flavin-containing monooxygenase
Exons: 2
Coding region: 60-1913 (617 amino acids)
Molecular function (GO): flavin adenine dinucleotide binding; monooxygenase activity
Source: RefSeq, a predicted model, not a curated record
AAGCCACUCCGUGACUUCCCCGCCUUUUGUCUUUCUGUAUCCAGAGCAUCAUCGUCAUCAUGGCCACUACAGCCCAAUAUCUACCUGGCUCGGUUGAUAUCCCAGUGGGGCGCUUUCCUCCCACCCUCACAUCGGCCAAUGUCGACCCUGAGGCCAUUGCCUCGCAGCUUGUGGACCAGAUCAAUACCGCGCUGAGCCAGCGAAAUGUCGAGGCUAUCAGCCGCCUGUUUCUGGAGGGCGGUUAUUGGCGAGAUCAUCUUUGUCUGACUUGGGAGUAUCGCACUGCCAAAGGCCACGACCAGAUCCAGACACUCCUCAAAUCCGCACAGCUGCCGACAAAUAUCGAGAUUGACCGAUCGACCAGUCUACGUACACCCCAUGUCGGCCCAAUCGAUGCGUUUGGAGAUGUCAAGGGUGUUGAGUUUUUCAUCAAGGUCUCGAGCCCCGUCAUCAGCGGAACAGGUGUCGUUCGUGUGGCCGAAGUCAACAACGGAUGGAAAAUCUUCACCUUCUUCACAAGCCUUCAGAACUUGGUGGGCCACGAGGAAAGAGUAGGUCAUCGUCGGCCACUCGGCGUGCAGCAUGGGGCGAACAAGGAUAGAAAGAAUUGGCAGGACAGACGCAACGCAGAAAACAAUCUAGAGGGCAACCCUCCGACGGUUUUGAUUAUCGGUGCUGGCCAAGCGGGUCUCAGCGUGGCCGCCCGCCUGAAAAUGCUUAACAUCGAUAGCCUCAUCAUUGACGAAGCAGAUCGCGUUGGCGACAAUUGGCGCAGGCGAUACCACCAGCUGGUGCUCCACGACCCUGUGUGGAUGGACCAUCUUCCUUACGUGCCCUUCCCGCCCAGCUGGCCGGUCUUUACGCCAAAGGACAAGCUAGCUGAAUUCUUCGAGUGUUAUGUCAAGCUCCUAGACCUCAACGUCUGGACCCGAACCACCGUCCAUUCUACGUCGUGGAGCGAAGCUGACAGUCUCUGGACCAUUGAGCUGCAGCGCCGUAAAGAGGACGGUAGUUUCGAAACCCGCACGUUGAAUCCCCGACACGUCAUUCAAGCGACCGGUCACUCCGGAAAGAAGGAAAUGCCCAUCUUCAAAGGCAUGGAGUCAUUCAAAGGCGACCGUUUCUGCCACAGCAGUGAGUUCCCCGGCGCGAGCGACCUCUCCUCGUCAACGCAGAAAAAGGCCGUGGUCGUCGGGGCGUGCAACUCAGGCCACGACAUUGCGCAGGACUACUACGAGAAAGGAUACGACGUGACGAUCGUCCAACGGAGCUCGACUUGCGUGAUCUCCUCUGCCUCCAUCACUGAUAUCGGCCUGAAGGGCCUCUUCGACGAGGAUGGACCCCCGACCGAGGACGCCGAGCUCUACCUGUGGAGUCUGCCCUGGGAGAUCUUCAAAGCCCAGCAAGUCAAAAUCACCCGCCUGCAGAACGAGCACGACCGCGCGGUCCUCGACGGGCUCGCCCGCGCGGGCUUCCAGGUCGACAACGGGCCCGCGGGCGCCGGCCUCAUCAUGAAGUACUUCCAGCGGGGCGGGGGCUACUAUAUCGACGUGGGCGCGAGCCAGCUCAUCGCAGACGGGCACAUCCGAGUUAAGCACGGCCAGGAGAUUGCGGAAGUCCUGCCGCACGGCCUGCGCUUUGCGGACGGGUCGGAGCUCCCGGCCGACGAGAUCGUUCUCGCCACGGGCUACCAGAACAUGCGGACGCAGGCGCGACAGAUCUUCGGCGAUGCGGUCGCCGACCGGGUCGGCGAUAUCUGGGGCAUGGACGCCGAGGGCGAGAUGCGCACGAUCUGGCGGCGCAGCGGCCACCCGGGUCUGUGGUUCAUGGGGGGCAAUCUGGCGCUGUGUCGGUAUUACUCGCGGACGUUGGCGUUGCAGAUUAAAGCAUUGGAAGAGGGCAUUGCCAAGUAAAUUGCUGGGCCAGUUGGAUGCAAGAGAGAAAAAGGGGGUAAUGGUAAGGUAGUUGUAGUCAAAGUCAUGGGUCUCUGGUUUGUCAGUCGCAAGAUCGACCCAAGGUGAGACCCGACUAUGCAAUAUCUAAAGUAGAGAAUGGGUUAGUUACUCUUGUGAAGACCGAUGCGACACUUGCCAAUGCACAAUUUUAUGCGCAUGGUAGAAUAAAUCCCUCGAUCGCAUCGGCUAGAUAGUAAGCGGAGAUGCCACGGAGUUCGGAGCCGGAGAAGUUGAACAAACCGCAUCGCAGAGACCCUUCUCUGCUCUCCGACGCUCCGACCCUCCUCAUCGAAAUUUUGGAGGAAGACAAC